Scomber japonicus (chub mackerel) is the source of this 273-nucleotide messenger RNA. RefSeq names its product gastric inhibitory polypeptide (gene gip). Gene Ontology annotation, cellular component: extracellular region. Bases 1 to 273 code for a protein of 90 amino acids. Gene Ontology annotation, biological process: response to starvation; response to glucose; regulation of fatty acid biosynthetic process. Lineage: Eukaryota; Metazoa; Chordata; Actinopteri; Scombriformes; Scombridae. Gene Ontology annotation, molecular function: glucagon receptor binding; hormone activity. The transcript has 3 exons. The record is from RefSeq and is a predicted model, not a curated record.
AUGAAGGUGUUGCUGUUUGAGCUGAUGGUCAUCUGUCUGCUUGGAGCUCUGCAUGCACGAGCAAAGAUUCAACCUGAAGACAUGGGUCUCAGUGAACAGGAGCAGCAUUUGGGCAAAAGAUUCGCUGAGUCGACCAUCGCCAGCGAGAUGAGCAAAAUCAUGGAUUCAAUGGUGCAGAAAAACUUUGUGGACUUCCUGCUCAGCCAGAAACAGAAAAGAAGCAAGCCUGUGGACGAGGAGCGUCAGUUCAAUGACCUGCUGAAGCUCAUCUAG